Molecule: messenger RNA, 2040 nt
Organism: Caenorhabditis bovis
Lineage: Eukaryota; Metazoa; Nematoda; Chromadorea; Rhabditida; Rhabditidae
Source: the annotation of a GenBank genome assembly
AUGAUUUUUUUACUAUUUUUAGUGGCAAUUUGCUCGGCGAGCAAUUUUCAGCAGAAUCCUUUCACUCAAUUCGACUCGUCAAAAAAUGCGGCGAUCAGCGGUCAAUGCGCGAACGACACGCGAAAAUGGAUCGCGUCGCUUCGGAUGUUCAUGACGGCCGCCGAACACUGCACCAUCACCUUGAAUUGCACCAACGACGAUCGGCGCGCGAUGCGCGAGAAUCGCUACGCAUUCCAACAAUUGGACGCGUUCGGCAAAUUUCCGGUGCCGGGUCUCGCCGAGCUCACCAACGUGCUCGACGGCUCCUAUCAAGAAUGUCAGCGAAUCGACGGAAUCGCCUACGAGACGAAUUAUUGCUAUUUGAUGUUGUUCCCUGGAAAGUGCCAUUUUCCCGACGGCCUCUUCUACAGAUCAGCCGUGUGUAUGCCGAAAUCGUGUGGGAAGCAUGACCUCGUUCGACUAUUCAAUGACCAUUCCCGUCUGCCGUUCAAAGCGUGCGCGGCAUUUUGCGUCAAACGAGACGUCGAAAAAGACUCGGCGUUUUGGGGUUUCACAAUAUUCAUGAUCGUCGCCGUCGGCGUUGCCCUUGUGGCAACGGUGAUCGAUUUUCUGCGCGAGACAAUUUUGGGAAUCGAGUCGGCCCGCGAGAAAAUGCUUGGCCUACGCAUCCUCUACGCGUUCUCGUUCUGGACGAACGCCGGUCAAAUUUUGUCGGUGAAAGAGCAAAAGGCGGGCUUCAUCAAAUCGUUGGACUGCAUUCGACUAUUCUCGAUGUCUUGGGUUGUGUUCGGCCACGCCACCUACUAUUUCACGUUUUCCGACACGCUCGCGCCGAUCUCGACGGUGCGCAACAAGAUCUACAAUCAUUUGGUGUUGGACGCGUUCCUGUCGGUCGACACGUUCUUCAUGCUUUCCGGAAUCGUCGUCGCUUAUCUGUUCUUCAAGCAGCGCCCGAAGCCGGCAAUCGUGAGAAGCCCUCUGACAUGGACGCUGUUUUACGUGCAUCGCUAUCUGAGACUCACACCUCCCGUCAUGCUUUUCAUUGGAUUUUACACCGUCUACAUGCCAUUUCUCAAGGGUCCCUAUAUGGCGUCGUUUGGAAAUGAAUACGCGGCCGAAGUUGACAAUUGCAAACAGCGUUGGUGGCAGAAUUUAAUCUACAUCAACAAUUUCGGGCCCGAAAUGAAAUCGUGCUACGGUAUCACUUGGUAUCUCGCCGCCGACACACAAAUGUACGUGGCGGCGCCGAUCGUCCUCAUCGCGUUCUACUACAAAUCGAUUGUGGGUCUCGCAACGGCAACCGUAAUCGGGAUAGCGAGCAUCGUGGCCACCUAUGUCAUCUAUGCGACCCAUUCCUAUCUGCCGGCGGAAUCGAUUGGCAACGAUCCCCACGGCAACUACUUCAAUUUGAUCUACGGCAAACCGUGGAUACGUUGCACACCGUACCUCGUCGGCAUCGUCACCGGCUACUUUUUGGCGAUCAACGGCGCCCGAAAGCCGCGAUUGCACUUGAUGCUGAUACUCAUCGGAUGGGCGUUGGCGUUGGCCGUCGGACUCGCCUGCGUGUUGUCGAACUACGAUUAUGAUCGCGGUGUUGUAUGGAGCGCGUUUGGCAAAGCGACGUUCAACAAUUUCCAGCGGCUUGGAUGGUCGCUCGCGCUGGCCUGGACCAUUAUCGCCAAUCAUUUGGGAUGGGGAGGACCCAUCAACGCGUUCAUGUCGCACCCGAUUUGGCAGCCGUUUGGACGAUUGUCGUAUUGCGCUUAUAUCGUACACUGGGUGGUUAUCGGCUAUUAUAUGAACGUCGGCGAGCGCCCAAUUCAUUUUUUCAAUAUCUGGCAAGUGUAUUUGUACUACGCCAUUCCCAUCACGUUUUUGUCGUUCUUUUUUGCAUUUUGGUGGAGCGGUUUGUUUGAAUUGUCAACGCUGAAACUUGAAAAAAUGCUCAUCGAAGCAAUAAUUGGACGUCAACCGAGCGCGCCGAAAAUUGAAGAUGUUAGGAAGACUGCUAGCUGGGAUGUUCCGCAAAAUUGCGCAUAA